UCGCGGCUUUCAUCAACCACGCUAUGUCGAACAACGCGCUGCCCGGCAAACGGCUAAGAUCCGGCUCUAUUGAUGAUGAAAGAAUGCGACCCAGAAAAAGGACCAAAUUCGAGCCAGUUACAUUUAUUUGGAGUGAAGGAAGUUUGUUGAUAGAAAAUCAAAUACUAAAAAUAAAGUUGAAUCGCUUAAUAAAAGAGCUGAAAGAAUUGAAGAUCCAGAGAGAUCGAGGCGAUGUUCGAUCCGCUCCAGAAACGCCAAUGCUUGCUGAAAGCGACUGCCCUCCGUUUCGGAAUAUCGCCACGCACAGAAAUUCCGAACUACUAUCCCAUACCGAAAUACUCAACGAGCCGUAUGUUUUUUUCUUAUUCCACUACUAUUUAGCCUUGUUUUAAUUCAGUAAGUGAUGCGGGCUCUUACCGCUAUGGCCAUAUUAAACUCGUAACAGUAACAGGUUUCGAAACGACAUCGUACCGGAACGCUAUAUCGCUUGGC
Messenger RNA from Pararge aegeria (speckled wood butterfly), 492 nucleotides. RefSeq lists its product as uncharacterized. Bases 24 to 392 code for a protein of 122 amino acids. The record is from RefSeq and is a predicted model, not a curated record. NCBI's taxonomy places the organism in Eukaryota, Metazoa, Arthropoda, Insecta, Lepidoptera, Nymphalidae. The transcript has 3 exons.